Messenger RNA from Vitis riparia (riverbank grape), 408 nucleotides. RefSeq names its product actin-like. The record is from RefSeq and is a predicted model, not a curated record. The transcript has 2 exons. NCBI's taxonomy places the organism in Eukaryota, Viridiplantae, Streptophyta, Magnoliopsida, Vitales, Vitaceae. The coding region runs from base 1 to 408 and encodes 135 amino acids.
AUGAGAGCUGCAGUAUGUGUGAGUUACCCAGCUUCUGAGAGACCAAGGAUGAGUCUGGUGGUGCGAGCCUUGGACUCCAUGAUGAUGAUGAAUGUCCACAAUGCUGCCAUUAAUGCGGACUAUGAAGUGGUUCUUGUUGAUGCAUGUAAGGAACCUAAAGAAGCUCUGAACCGCCAUAUGUCGUUUCUCAAGGACAUUAUAAUAAAGAUCAUGCUUAGGAAGGACCCACACAGAAAUAUUGUGCUCAGUGGAGGCUCAACCAUGUUCCUAAGAAUUGCCGACAUGAUGAGCAAGGAAAUUACUGCCUUUGCUCCCUACAACAUGAAGAUCAAGGUGGUGGCACCCUCCGUGAGAAAGUGCAGUGUCUGGACUGGAGGGUCAAUAUUAGCAUUUCUCAACACAUUCUAG